AACAGUGUCGAAUUGAGAAAAUUUGUCGCGCGCGCUUGUGCUAAGAUAUUGCGACAUCAUACGAGAAUUUAGCGAACACUACUGAAGACGUUUUGUCUAAUUUAAUCAUUUAUUCGUGGUAUUUACAGCAUUUGUAAAAAUAUUUUAGAGAGUAAUUAAAAUAUUCCCUUACGUUUAUAUCAAAAUAAAGUAAGACGUUUGAAGAAUAUGCUUUUCGCGCUUAGAUAUUUCGAUAUUAGAUAGAUCGCUCAGUUCUAUUCUUCUUCUCGACAAUGAAGCUCCCUUUCUACUCUUUAGCAAACUCCUACAAGCCCGUAAUGUGACAAGUGCGAGCAUCGUAUCUUUCAUUCGGCAAGUGUACGUCGCGUCGAACGAGAUAAUCACAUCGGAUGUAAUUCCUCGCCGCUCCGUGUAUCGUCGACGGUGUGUAAUUUUCGACGAGAGUGAGUCGAUCGAGCGAACCAUGCUCGCGUUCUGCGCGGAAGGAUCGUAGGGCUUAGCAUGAGCAGUAACAGCAAGAAGCCACCGGGAGGCAAGGACGACAAGAAGAAUCCCUCCAGCAAAGAGGACAGCCCGUCGGGCGGCAAGGACGAUGGUGGUUCAGCUUCGACGGCAAGCAAUGGCGGCGCGGCCGCAGGUGAACUGUCUCCGCAGCCUGGCAGCAAGCCUAGCUCCGCCGGUGCCACCGCCAGGGAAGGGGCCCCAAAAGGGCUCCUGGGCCUGGCGGCGCGCGGCGAGUGGGCUCCCGUGGACCAGCUGCUCAAAUCUCUGGAGAAGACGGUGCAAAGCGCGGGCGAGGACGGCUUCAUUGUGCCGCUCGCCGGCGUUCUGGACCCGACGACGGGGAUGACGCCGUUGAUGUACGCAGUGAAAGACAAUCGCAGCGCGCUGCUCGACCGGAUGAUCGAGCUCGGAGCCGACGUGGGCGCCAGAAACAAUGACAAUUACAAUGCUCUCCAUAUCUCUGCCAUGUAUUCGAGGGAGGAUGUCGUUAAGUUGUUGCUGUCGAAGAGAGGUGUUGAUCCCUACGCUACGGGAGGGCCAAGACAACAAACGGCGGUUCACCUGGUGGCGUCGAGACAAACGGGUACCGCGACGUCGAUUUUACGAGCGUUAUUGGGUGCUGCCGGACGAGAUAUCAGGCUAAAGGUCGACGGUAAAGGAAAGAUACCUCUUUUGCUAGCAGUGGAGGCUGGCAAUCAGUCGAUGUGUCGAGAACUUCUAUCACAGCAAGCACCUGAUCAGCUUAAGGCAACCACACCGUCGGGUGAUUCCGCUUUGCAUUUAGCCGCUAGAAGAAGAGACAUCGAUAUGGUGCGGAUUCUGGUGGAUUACGGCGCGGCUGUCGACAUGCAAAAUGGCGACGGACAAACUGCGUUACACAUAGCGAGCGCGGAGGGAGAUGAAACUUUAGUGAAAUACUUCUAUGGCGUCAGAGCCUCCGCAUCGAUCGCCGAUCAUCAAGAUCGAACGCCGAUGCAUUUGGCCGCGGAGAACGGCCACGCUUCCAUAAUCGAGCUGCUGGCUGAUAAAUUCAAAGCGAGCAUUUUUGAAAGAACGAAGGAUGGCUCAACUCUGAUGCACAUUGCGUCAUUGAACGGACACUCGGAAUGCGCUACCAUGCUCUUCAAGAAAGGUGUUUAUCUGCACAUGCCGAACAAGCGUGGUGCCAGAUCUAUUCACACGGCUGCGGGAUAUGGCCAUGUGGGUAUUAUUAGCACUUUACUGCAACGAGGAGAGAAGGUGGACGCAAUAACUAACGAUAACUAUACGGCACUCCAUAUAGCCGUGGAAAGUGCCAAACCGGCCGUUGUGGAAACCCUUUUAGGAUACGGCGCGGAGGUACACGUGAGGGGUGGAAAGUUGCGGGAAACUCCGCUUCAUAUAGCCGCCAGGGUGCCCGACGGUGACAGAUGCGCUCUGAUGUUGUUGAAAUCCGGAGCAGGUCCCAAUUUGACAACUGACGACGGCCAAACACCCGUACAUGUGGCAGCCAGCCACGGAAAUUUAGCGACGCUUCUUCUGCUGCUCGAAGACGGCGGAGAUCCGAUGUUUAAAUCAAAAAACGGAGAGACGCCCUUGCAUUUGGCUUGCAGAGGCUGCAGGGCGGAUGUGGUCAAGCACUUGAUAGAGUUCGUGAAAGAGAAGAAAGGCCCGGAAGUGGCGACUGCCUACGUGAACAGUUUAACGAACGAAGGCGCCAGCGCGCUCCACUACGCCGCCCAGAUCGAGCCAUCGGAAGUCGGCACGCCCGGUGACGAUCGCGCGGUCGUACGCGCCCUUCUCGACAGCGGCGCGGACGUCUCGAUGCAGACCAGGCAGGCCCAGGAAUCGGCGUUUCACCACUGCGCUCUCGCCGGCAACAACGAGGUCCUAUCGGAGAUGAUCAGCCGCAUGCCGGCCACGGAAGUGCAGAAAGCCUUGAACCGACAGAGCGCCGUCGGCUGGACGCCGUUGCUAAUCGCCGCUCAUCGCGGCCACAUGGAACUGGUGAACAAUCUUCUCGCUAAUCACGGCAGAGUCGACGUGUUCGACCUCGAGGGCAGGUCCGCUCUUCAUCUAGCCGCCGAGCACGGCUAUCUUCAAGUCUGCGACGCGCUGCUGGCGAACAAGGCCUUCAUUAACUCCAAGUCGCGUGUAGGAAGAACCGCUCUGCAUCUGGCUGCCAUGAAUGGUUACACGCACCUAGUUCGAUUUCUCGUCCAGGAUCAUGGCGCCGCGAUCGACGUGCUCACGCUGAGAAAGCAGACGCCUCUUCACUUGGCGGCGGGCGCAGGUCAGCUGGAAGUUUGCAAGCUUCUGCUGGAGCUCGGCGCCAGCAUAGAUGCAACGGACGACCAGGGGCAGAAACCGAUCCACGCCGCGGCUAUGAACAAUUACGCCGAAGUGGCUCAGCUCUUUCUACAGAGACACGCAAGCCUUGUGAUGGCCUGCACGAAGGACGGCAACACCUGCGCUCACAUCGCCGCCAUGCAGGGCAGCGUACGGGUGAUCGAAGAGCUGAUGAAGUUUGAUAGACAGGGCGUGAUAACCGCCAGAAAUAAACUCACGGAAGCGACUCCCCUGCAACUGGCGGCGGAAGGCGGACACGCCGAGGUAGUGAAGGCUUUGGUUAGAGCCGGAGCGUCCUGCACUGAUGAGAAUCGCGCGGGUUUCACCGCCGUUCAUCUGGCGGCUCAGCAUGGCCAUGGCCAGGUACUCGAAGUGAUGAGAUCGUCGCAAUCUCUCAGGAUAUCCAGCAAGAAGCUCGGCGUCACCGCGCUUCACGUUGCUGCGUACUUUGGACAAGCCGAUACGGUUAGAGAAUUGCUAACUCAUAUACCCGGAACCGUAAAGUCUGAUCCUCCGAAUGGAGCAUCUUUAGUAGGAGAAUUAGGAGCCGAAUCCGGAAUGACUCCUCUGCAUCUAGCUGCCUAUUCUGGAAACGAGAACGUCGUGCGACUUCUUUUGAAUUCUGCCGGAGUUCAGGUAGACGCAGCGACAACGGAAAACGGAUGGAAUCCCUUGCACCUGGCCUGCUUCGGCGGUCAUAUAACUGUCGUGGGCCUGUUAUUGAGUAGAUCAGCCGAGUUACUGCACAGCGCGGAUCGUUACGGCAAAACAGGAUUGCACAUUGCGGCGACCCACGGUCACUACCAGAUGGUAGAGGUACUUUUGGGUCAGGGAGCGGAAAUAAAUGCGACCGACAAGAACGGCUGGACGGCGCUGCAUUGCGCUGCACGCGCCGGUUAUCUGGAUGUCGUGAAGCUGCUCGUGGAGAGCGGCGCAUCUCCAAAAACCGAGACAAAUCUCGGUUGUGCGCCGAUCUGGUUCGCCGCGUCCGAAGGUCACAAUGAUGUGCUCAAGUAUCUCAUGGAGAAAGAACACGAUACGUAUGCCCUAAUGGAAGAUAGAAGGUUUGUCUACAACAUGAUGGUCUGCAGCAAGAGUCACAAUAACAAACCGAUAGAAGAAUUCGUCCUCGUGUCUCCUGCGCCGGUCGACACAGCAGCCAAACUUUCCAACAUCUACAUGAAGCUUUCCGAAAAAGAAAAGGAGCGCGCUAAGGAUCUAAUCGCAGCCGGGAAGCAGUGCGAGGCCAUGGCCACGGAAUUGCUGGCGUUAGCGGCGGGCGCCGACUCGGCUGGCAGGAUUUUGACGUCGAUGGAUCGCAGGAACGUCGAGUUCCUGGACGUGUUGAUCGAGAACGAGCAGAAGGAGGUGAUCGCGCACACCGUAGUGCAACGCUACCUGCAGGAGCUCUGGCAGGGUAGCUUGAAUUGGAACGCGUUCAGGACGAUCCUGCUGUUCAUCGCCUUCCUCAUUUGCCCGCCCGUCUGGGUGGUGUUCGCCCUGCCGCUUGGACACAAAUACAACAACGUGCCCAUUAUCAAGUUUAUGUCGUACCUCACGUCGCACAUCUACCUGAUGGUCUUCCUGCUGCUGGUUGGUAUCACGCCGAUCUACCCGGUGGUGAGAGGAAACCUGAUCCCGUACUGGUACGAGUGGUGCCUGCUGGUGAUGCUGUCGGGGUUGCUGCUGUUCGAGCUGACGAACCCGAGCGACAAGAGUGGCCUGGGCUGGAUCAAGCUGGCGGUGCUGCUAUUCGGCAUCUUCGGCGUGGCGUUCCACCUGUUGGGCUUUGUGAUCGUCGAGAGGCUGCACUGGCCGACCCUGCUCUACCUGAGAAACCAGCUCUUUGCCCUCAGUUUCCUUUUAGCUUGCGUACAGAUAUUGGACUUUCUGUCGUUCCACCAUCUAUUCGGGCCGUGGGCGAUCAUCAUCGGCAAUCUCAUGAAGGAUCUUGCGAGGUUUCUCGCGGUGUUGGCCAUCUUCGUGUUCGGCUUCUCCAUGCACUUUGUUGCGCUCAACCAGGCGUUCAAGGACUUCCAGACGAUGCAGGAAGCGCGCGCGGAAGACAGAAAGCAGAAGAAGCCGUUCUACGACGUAAAGAUGAAUCCGGUACUCGCCUUCGAAUAUCUGUUCUUCGCCGUCUUCGGCCAAACGACCCACAGCGAGCUGAAGGUCGAGAACAAUCAGCCGCAGUGGACCUCGGUCCUCUUCAAGUUGACCUUCGGCGUGUACAUGCUGGUCUCGGUAGUGGUGUUGAUUAAUCUGCUGAUCGCCAUGAUGAGCGACACUUAUCAACGGAUACAGGCGCAGUCGGACAUUGAGUGGAAAUACGGGCUCAGUAAACUGAUCCGUAACAUGCACAGAACCACCACAGCUCCGGCCCCGCUAAACUUGUUCACCACCUGGACCGUGUACUUCAUCAAGCUGUGCAGGCAGCGGCGCGCUAAGCGCAAGCGGCCGUCGCUGGUGCACAUGAUGGGGCUGCAGCGCACCGCCCGCUUGUCGCCCAGAUCGAAGAUGGGCGCCAAGUGGCUGGCCAAGGUCAAGAAGGGCCAGGUCCGUCCGAAGGACAGCGUCACCCUCUCCGUGGUGCAUCUCAGUCCGCUGGGCAGCCAGCUGUCCUUCAAUACCGCGACCAGAAUCGAGAACGUAGUGGACUGGGACUCGAUCAGGAAGAAGUAUCUCGCGCUGACCGGAAACGGGCCCGAGAAGGACGACGCGGAGAAAGAAGAGAAGGGCGACGAGGGCGAGAACGAGGACGAGAGCGGGCCGACGGCGUCCAACGCGUCGACGGUGCCGGCGACGAUCCCGAAUCCGCCCAUGUAAAGAUCGUCGUCGGCCCGCUUACUUUCGUCGAACGCCGAACGCGAGUACAAUGCGCGAGAAGCGGCGCAGCGCGAGUACAAACGAGCGACUAGAUCCCGUCGCGCGAUCACGCUCCGUAAUCGCUUGUAUAGACGGACUUAACGGUGUGUUAGAGAAACGUAUCCUCGCCUAGAACAGUUUUGCGAUCGAAUCGUAAUCGCUACCUGAGACCGCAAAUCCCCGACGAUCGAGCGAGACCAUUGUGAGAGGAUCCUUGCGAGAUCCUGGCGCCGGCGACCGGCCUAAACGUAUAAGUAUCUAAGUAAGUAAAGUCUCGACGUGACACGUGAACCUCUCGUAGGAACGCGUAUAAUUGGUGUUGUUUUGUGAGAUACAUGAGUAUGGACCAAUUUCCUCUCCCGCCCGUCACACAACACGACCGGAUGAUGCCUGCGAAUGCCGUAUCGAAUGCCGCCACGAAUCCCCGUCACAUCCGCUCGCUCGAUGCUUCAUUGAAUCAUUCAUUUGGAUCAUUGGAUGUUCCAUCGUUCAUUUGCGCGUCACGUAGGGCACGAUAUCUACCUCGGCGACGAAAUUGUUUUUUGCGCUGUAGAGCCGUUCCUGCAAACAUCAAUCAAAAUUAAAUACAACUCAAUUAUACCCAUCGAUUUUUUUGUAGAAGGAAAUAGAGAAUACUUGAAAUUUUCAUCGUUUGAAUUUCGAUGUUAACUGACGCUUACACGGGCGGUUCAUGAUGAUUCGAUAUUUCCGACAACACAAAUAUCUAAAGAGACGCUGCAAAGAUAUCCGAACUUUUCAGAUGUUUUCCGAUAUUUGCGAUGUCUGAGAUGAUAUAUUGCACGUGACAUGCAUCACAACUUUCUAGUCUUUUCUUAAACUUCAUGCGCUUGAAAUUAGAAUUCGUCCGAAUUAGACGAAAGGGCAUUUUUCGUAGGCGCUUGGACUUUUUCUGCGACAGAGCCGAAGAAUUCGUGCAAGUCGCAGUAUAAAUAUAUCUUGUAUGGCUUGAAACCGAUUCUUGCGACAUUUUGUAGUAGCAACGUUUAUAGCAUGUUGUUCUCGAACAGUGGCAGAGAAAUUGCAUAGGAAUUGCAUAAAAAAAGCGUACGUCGCCGCGUGCGCGCGCGCGCUUGUACACGAGACACUACGAGACACGCUGUUAACACGUA
This is a messenger RNA of Linepithema humile (Argentine ant), 6827 nucleotides long. It is a transcript of the gene nompC, whose product is annotated as no mechanoreceptor potential C. The record is from RefSeq and is a predicted model, not a curated record. Gene Ontology annotation, molecular function: calcium channel activity; protein binding. Gene Ontology annotation, cellular component: cytoplasm; nucleus; membrane. Gene Ontology annotation, biological process: calcium ion transmembrane transport; protein localization to ciliary inversin compartment. NCBI's taxonomy places the organism in Eukaryota, Metazoa, Arthropoda, Insecta, Hymenoptera, Formicidae.